This is a messenger RNA of Xenopus laevis (African clawed frog), 8077 nucleotides long. RefSeq names its product mucin-2-like. The transcript is spliced from 3 exons. NCBI's taxonomy places the organism in Eukaryota, Metazoa, Chordata, Amphibia, Anura, Pipidae. Bases 1 to 7419 code for a protein of 2472 amino acids. The record is from RefSeq and is a predicted model, not a curated record.
AUGGAAACCACUGAGCAUUUGACUGAAGAACCUUCUGUUACUACUGAUGAUUUCACUACAGAACUUAAUACAGAAGACACAACCACAGAAUUUUCUACCUUGGAAACAACUGAAAAUUUGACUGAAGAACCUCCUACUGUGGAAACAACUGAGAAUUUUACUGAAGAGCCUUCUUUUACUACUGAACUUUUUACUACAGAAUUUUUUACAAUGGAAGCAACUUCAGAAUCUCUUACUGUUGAAACAACAAAGACUUUGACAGAAGAGCCUUCUGUUACUACCGAAAUUUUAACUACAGAAGAAACAACUUUAGAAUUUCCUACCGUGGAAAACACUGAGCUCUUGACUGACGAACCUUCUGUUACUACUGAUGUUUUUACUACAGAACUUAAUACAGAAGACACAACCACAGAAUUUGCUACACUGAAAACAACUAAGAAUUUGACCGAAGAACCUCCUACUGUGGAAACAACUGAGAAUUUUACUGAAGAGCCUUCUUUUACUACUGAACUUUUUACUACAGAAUUUAUUACAAUGGAAGCAACUUCAGAAUCUCCUACUGUGGAAACAACAAAGACUUUGACAGAAGAGCCUUCUGUUACUACUGAAAUUUUUACUACAGAAGAAACAACUUCAGAAUUUCCUACCGUGGAAACCACUGAGCUUUUGACUGAAGAACCUUCUGUUACUACUGAUGUUUUUACUACAGAACUUAAUACAGAAGAUACAACCACAGAACUUUCUACCGUGGAAACAACUGAGAAAUUGACUGAAGAACCUCCUACUAUGGAAACAACUGAGAAUUUUACUGAAGAGCCUUCUUUUACUACUGAAUUUUUUACUACAGAAUUUUUUUCAAGGGAAGCAACUUCAGAAUCUCCUACUGUGGAAACAACAAAGACUUUGACAGAAGAGCCUUCUAUUACUACUGAAAUUUUUACUACAGAAGAAACAACUUCAGAAUUUCCUACCAUGGAAACCACUGAGCAUUUGACUGAAGAACCUUCUGUUACUACUGAUGUUUUCACUACAGAACUUAAUACAGAAGACACAACCACAGAAUUUUCUACCGUAGAAACAACUGAGAAUUUGACUGAAGAACCUCCAACUAUGGAAACAACUGAGAAUUUUACUGAAGAGCCUUCUUUUACUACUGAACUUUUUACUACAGAAUUUUUUUCAAUGGAAGCAACUUCAGAAUCUCCUACUGUGGAAACAACAAAGACUUUGACAGAAGAGACUUCUGUUACUACCGAAAUUUUUACUACAGAAGAAACAACUUCAGAAUUUCCUACCGUGGAAACCACUGAGCUUUUGACUGAAGAACCUUCUGUUACUACUGAUGUUUUUACUACAGAACUUAAUACAGAACAUACAACCACAGAAUUUUCUACCGUGGAAACAACUGAAUAUUUGACUGAAGAACCUCCAACUAUGGAAACAACUGAGAAUUUUACUGAAGAGCCUUCUUUUACUACUGAACUUUUUACUACAGAAUUUUUUACAAUGGAAGCAACUUCAGAAUCUCCUACUGUGGAAACAACAAAGACUUUGACAGAAGAGCCUUCUGUUAAUACUGAAAUUUUUACUACAGAAGAAACAACUUCAGAAUUUCCUACCGUAGAAACCACUAAGCUUUUGACUGAAGAAACCUCUGUUACUACUGAUGUUUUUACUACAGAACUUAAUACAGAACACACAACCACAGAAUUUUCUACCGUGGAAACAACUCAGAAUUUUACUGAAAAACCUUCUUUUACUACUGAACUUUUUACUACAGAUUUUUUUACAAUGGAAGUAACUUCAGAAUCUGCUACUGUGGAAACAACAACGACUAUGACAGAAGAGCCUUCUGUUAAUACUGAAAUUUUUACUACAGAAGAAACAACUUCAGAAUUUCCUACCAUGGAAACCACUGAGCAUUUGACUGAAGAACCUUCUGUUACUACUGAUGUUUUUACUACAGAACUUAAUACAGAAGACACAACCACAGAAUUUUCUACCGUGGAAACAACUGAGAAUUUGACUGAAGAACCUCCUACUGUGGAAACAACUGAGAAUUUUACUGAAGAGCCUUCUUUUACUACUGAAUUUUUUACUACAGAAUUUUUUUCAAGGGAAGCAACUUCAGAAUCUCCUACUUUGGAAACAACAAAGACUUUGACAGAAGAACCUUCUGUUACAAAUGAAAUUUUUACUACAGAAGAAACAACUUCAGAAUUUCCUACAGUGGAAACCACUGAGCUUUUGACUGAAGAACCUUCUGUUACUACUUAUGUUUUUACUACAGAACUUAAUACAGAAGACACAACCACAGAACUUUCUACCGUGGAAACAACUGCGAAAUUGACUGAAGAACCUCCUACUGUGGAAACAACUGAGAAUUUUACUGAAGAGGCUUCUUUUACUACUGAAUUUUUUACUACAGAAUUUUUUUCAAGGGAAGCAACUUCAGAAUCUCUUACUGUGGAAACAACAAAGACUUUGACAGAAGAGCCUUCUGUUACAACUGAAAUUUUUACUACAGAAGAAACAACUUCAGAAUCUCCUACCGUGGAAACCACUGAGCUUUUGACUGAAGAACCUUCUGUUACUACUGAUGUUUUUACUACAGAACUUAAUACAGAAGACAAAACCACAGAAUUUUCUACCGUGGAAACAACUGAGAACUUGACUGCAGAACCUCCUACUGUGGAAACAACUGAGAAUUUUACUGAAGAGCCUUCUGUUACUACUGAAUUUUUUUCAAGGGAAGCAACUUCAGAAUCUCCUACUUUGGAAACAACAAAGACUUUGACAGAAGAGCCUUCUGUUACCACUGAAAUUUUUACUACAGAAGAAACAACUUCAGAAUUUCCUACCGUGGAAACCACUGAGCUUUUGACUGAAGAACCGUCUGUUACUACUGAUGUUUUUACUACAGAACUUAAUACAGAAGACACAACCACAGAAUUUUCUACCUUGGAAACAACUGAGAAUUUGACUGAAGAACCUCCUACUGUGGAAACAACUGAGAAUUUUACUGAAGAGCCUUCUUUUACUACUGAAUUUUUUACUACAGAAUUUUUUUCAAGGGAAGCAACUUCAGAAUCUCUUACUGUGGAAACAACAAAGACUUUGACAGAAGAGCCUUCUGUUACUACCGAAAUUUUAACUACAGAAGAAACAACUUCAGAAUUUCCUACCGUGGAAACCACUGAGCUCUUGACUGACGAACCUUCUGUUACUACUGAUGUUUUUACUACAGAACUUAAUACAGAAGACACAACCACAGAAUUUGCUACACUGAAAACAACUGAGAAUUUGACCGAAGAACCUCCUACUGUGGAAACAACUGAGAAUUUUACUGAAGAGCCUUCUUUUACUAUUGAACUUUUUACUACAGAAUUUUUUACAAUGGAAGCAACUUCAGAAUCUCCUACUGUGGAAACAACAAAGACUUUGACAGAAGAGCCUUCUGUUACUACUGAAAUUUUUACUACAGAAGAAACAACUUCAGAAUUUCCUACCGUGGAAACCACUGAGCUCUUGACUGACGAACCUUCUGUUACUACUGAUUUUUUUACUGCAGAACUUAAUACAGAAGACAAAACCACAGAAUUUUCUACCGUGGAAACAACUGAGAAUUUGACUGAAGAACCUCCAACUAUGGAAACUACUGAGAAUUUUACUGAAGAGCCUUCUUUUAUUACUGAACUUUUUACGACAGAUUUUUUUACAAUCGAAGUAACUUCAGAAUCUCCUACUGUGGAAACAACAAAGACUUUGACAGAAGAGCCUUCUGUUACAACUGAAAUUUUUACUACAGAAGAAACAACUUCAGAAUUUAUUACCGUGGAAACCACUGAGCUUUUGACUGAAGAACCUUCUGUUACUACUGAUGUUUUUACUACAGAACUUAACACAGAAGACACAACCACAGAAUUUUCUACCGUAGAAACAACUGAGAAUUUGACUGAAGAACCUCCUACUGUGGAAACAACUGAGAAUUUUACUGAAGAGCCUUCUUUUACUACUGAAUUUUUUACUACAGAAAUUUUUACAAUGGAACUAACUUCAGAAUCUCCUACUGUGGAAACAACAAAGACUUUGACAGAAGGGCCUUCUGUUACUACUGAAAUCUUUACUACAGAAGAAACAACUUCAGAAUUUCCUACCGUAGAAACCACUGAGCUUUUGACUGAAGAACCUUCUGUUACUACUGAUGUUUUUACUACAGAACUUAAUACAGAAGACACAACCACAGAAUUUUCUACACUGAAAACAACUGAGAAUUUGACUGAAGAACCUCCUACUGUGGAAACAACUGAGAAUUUUACUGAAGAGUCUUCUUUUACUACUGAACUUUUUACUACAGAAUUUUUUACAAUGGAAGCAACUUCAGAAUCUCCUACUGUGGAAACAACAAAGACUUUGACAGAAGAGCCUUCUGUUACUACUGAAAUUUUUACUACAGAAGAAACAACUUCAGAAUUUCCUACCGUGGAAACCACUGAGCUUUUGACUGAAGAACCUUCUGUUACUACUGAUGUUUUCACUACAGAACUUAAUACAGAAGACACAACCACAGAAAUUUCUACCGUGGAAACAACUGAGAAUUUGGCUGAAGAACCUCCUACUGUGGAAACAACUGAGAAUUUUACUGAAGAGCCUUCUUUUACUACUGAAUUUUUUACUACAGAAUUUUUUUCAAGGGAAGCAACUUCAGAAUCUCUUACUGUGGAAACAAUAAAGACUUUGUCAGAAGAGCCUUCUGUUACUACCGAAAUUUUUACUACAGAAGAAACAACUUCAGAAUUUCCUACCAUGGAAACCACUGAGCUUUUGACUGAAGAACCUUCUGUUACUACUGAUGUUUUUACUACAGAACUUAAUACAGAAGACACAACCACAGAAUUUUCUACCUUGGAAACAACUGAAAAUUUGACUGAAGAACCUCCUACUGUGGAAACAACUGGGAAUUUUACUGAAGAGCCUUCUUUUACUACUGAUUUUUUUACUACAGAAUUUUUUUCAAGGGAAGCAACUUCAGAAUCUCUUACUGUGGAAACAACAAAGACUUUGACAGAAGAGCCUUCUGUUACAACUGAAAUUUUUACUACAGAAGAAACAACUUCAGAAUUUCCUACCGUGGAAACCACUGAGCUUUUGACUGAAGAACCUUCUGUUACUACUGAUGUUUUUACUACAGAACUUAAUACAGAAGACACAACCACAGAAUUUUCUACCGUGGAAACAACUGAGAAUUUGACUAAAGAACCUCCUACUGUGGAAACAACUGAGAAUUUUACUGAAGAGCCUUCUUUUACUACAGAAUUUUUUACUAUAGAUUUUUUUACAAUGGAAGCAACUUCAGAAUCUCCUACUGUGGAAACAACAAAGACUUUGACAGAAGAGCCUUCUGUUACUACUGGAAUCUUUACUACAGAAGAAACAACUUCAGAAUUUCCUACUGUGGAAACCACUAAGCUUUUGACUGAAGAACCUUCUGUUACUACUGAUGUUUUUACUACAGAACUUAAUACAGAAGACACAACCACAGAAUUUUCUACCGUGGAAACAACUGAGAAUUUGACUAAAGAUCCUCCUACUGUGGAAACAACUGAGAAUUUUACUGAAGAGCCUUCUGUUACUACUGAACUUUUGACUACAGAAUUUUUUACAAUGGAAGCAACUUCAGAAUCUUCUACUGUGGAAACAACAAAGACUUUGACAGAAGAGCCUUCUGUUACUACUGAAAUUUUUACUACAGAAGAAACAACUUCAGAAUUUCCUACCAUGGAAACCACUGAGCAUUUGACUGAAAAACAUUCUGUUACUACUGAUGUUUUUACUACAGGACUUAAUACAGAAGACACAACCACAGAAUUUUCUACCGUGGAAACAACUGAGAAUUUCACAGAAGAGUCUUCUUAUACUACUGAACUUUAUUCAAUGGAAACAGCCUCAGAAUAUCCUACUGUGGAAACAACUGAGACUUUGACAGAAGAACCUUCUGUUACUACAGAAUUGUAUACAAUGGAAACAACCUCAGAAGCUCCUAUUAUGGAAACAACUGUUAAUUUUACUGAUGAACCUCCUACUAUGGAAACGACUGAGAAUAUGACUAAAGAGCCUUCUUUUACUACUGAAAUUUUUACUAAUUUUUUUUCUACAACAGAAACAACCUCAGAAUCUCCAACUGUUGAAACAAAUGAAAAUUUGACUGAAGAACCUCCUACUAUGAAAACAACACACAGUUUGACAGUAGAGCCUUACGUUACUACUGAACCUUUUACUACCAAACUUUAUUCAGUGGAAACAGCCUCAGAAUCUCCUACUGUGGAAACCACUAAAAAUUUGACCAAAGAACCCUCUAUAACUACUGAACUUACAGCUACUUUAAAAAACCCAACUACUACAGCAACAACUGGGACUAAUAAUUCCACCGCAGCAACCAUGUCAAAACCUGCAACACUGACAGAAACAGUGCCCUUUACCAUACCAGUAUCUACCAGUAGCACUACAGGAUUACAUCCCGCAACCGUGGCAACUACUACAAAACCAACAACAAUAUUAUCUACUAAUGCCACUGCAAUAUUACAGCCCUCGACUAUUGCUACAAAUCCAACAACUGCAAUGGGAACUGCUAUGAUCUUAACACCAGAAACCACAACACUUUCCACAACAAUGUUAAGGACUACAGUGCCAACUAUUGUACCUAAUCAAACUACUGUUGAUGCCUUAACCUUAAAUACUACUACAGCAAGGACAGCUUUUAAUAAUGUUACUUCAACAUUUCAACUUACAACACUGGCAAUAACGGAGUCUUCAACUACAAUGCCAACUACUGUAGCAACAACUAAAACUACUUUAAUAAAUCCUACUACUAUAGCUAUAACUGAGACUCCAAAUUCCACACCAAUAACUACAACGGCAUCUACCAAUGGCAUUACAGAAUUAAACCCCACAACAAUGGCAACUACUCUAAAACCAGCAAUAUUAUUUACUAAUGCCACCACAACAUUUCAGCCCACAACAAUUGCUACUCUUACAACUCCAUCAACAGCAACUACAACGAUCUUAACAUCAAAAUCCACAACCACAAUGGCGCCUUCCACAACAUCAUCAGCAAGAACUACAGAAACUACUAUUGCACCUAAUCAAUUUACAGAGAACACCCUAACCAGUCAGAAACCCAAUACAAGUUCAAAAUCCACCCUUCCUACUCCAGCACCAGCAGGCAUACCAAUGAAUUCUGCUCUGCUCAGAUUUACAACAUCUUCUCCUCUAACCUCUGCUGCUGAAAUGGACGCACUUGUGCUAAAGAUUUGUUCCACUUUUCUUCCAAAAUACCAGAGAAGUGACAUCACAGUGACCUUGAGGCCAAGCGGCACCGCAGUGAAUUGUGCGUCUGUGAUUCGCUCAGUGACCCAGUGAAUUCUGCCCCCGGGUUCUUUAUGGACAGGAGUCAGGACGCUGCAGAACUGACAUAAAUGCUCCACAUCUCCGAGUCACAAGAGAAUUACAAAGUAUCAGAGUGACUAUGAACAAUGAAAACACAUUUAUACACAUAUUAUACACAAAAGCCAUGAAUAUCUUGUAAAUUAUAUCCUUAUAAACGGUGAGUUCUGAUGUCAUCAGUUAUAAACGGUGAGUUCUGAUGUCAUUUCUGUCACAUGACUCACUGAAACUUGUGUAUUAUAAUAAAUAAAGUCCCCGCUGUUGCAAAAUAUGAGGAUAUUAGAAGUUACCUCGGGGGUUCCAUGACCUGUAUAAAAACACUCAGCCUUCGGCCUCGUCAUGAAACUCCCCGGUAACUUAUAAUAUCCUUAUAAUUGACAAGAGGGGGUACUUUAUUCACUAUAUAUUACAGUAUAUUGAUGUAAGGCGGGGGAGGCUUAUACCUGUGCACUGUAUUAUUGUAAUUUAUUUGUAUUUAUGGCCUAUGUGUGAUUAAAGUAAAGUAUAGUAAGGGAACGUAUGAGAUUUAUGCUGUGCAUAUAAUAGUAUCAUUAGUAUCAGGUUUCCAUGUGAUAUUUGUAAUAUGGUUUUUAAUAACCCAAUGAAUAAACGUAUUUUUUUCUCUAUGGAAUCU